Messenger RNA from Scylla paramamosain (green mud crab), 4726 nucleotides. RefSeq names its product DEAD-box helicase Dbp80-like (gene Dbp80). Lineage: Eukaryota; Metazoa; Arthropoda; Malacostraca; Decapoda; Portunidae. Gene Ontology annotation, cellular component: nucleus; cytoplasmic stress granule. The record is from RefSeq and is a predicted model, not a curated record. Gene Ontology annotation, biological process: poly(A)+ mRNA export from nucleus. Gene Ontology annotation, molecular function: RNA helicase activity; RNA binding; ATP binding.
GCUCGUAAGAUCCAUAUUUCAAAUUAUUUUGCUGCGGUGCUUCGUAAAAGCGUGGCUACUCGUAAGCGUCAGGUAUUGGUGGUGGUGGCGACGACACGGGGUGGUGAGGAAACUGCAGGGAAAGUCAUAUUUAGAAAGAAGUGUGAAGUGAAUGAAGAAAGAAGAGAGAAAACAAAACGAACGGAGUGAUACUAAACAAGGGGAUCACAAGAAGAGGAAGAGGAGUUAAAGGACAUCGCGUUGUGCUGAGUGAUUGAAGAGUAAUCGCGAUGGGGGAUGACUGGGCCAAGGCUGCCGAGGACCAGGAAACCAAGGACCGUGACCUGGUGGACAAGGUGGUCGAAAAGGUUGAUGAUUUGAAACUACAAAAAAAUGAAGAAAAAGAAGAAUCAAAGGAUGAAAAUAAACCUGAUCCUGCAGCAGCAGAUGAUUCUGAAGAAAAUGUUACUCCAGGAGAACUGUCCAUGUUGAGGAAGGUGAUGAGAAAAGGCAUCAUUCAGACUAAAAACAAAGUAGAAGUAUUGCGAGCAGACCCAAAGAAUCCUCUACACAGCGUCAAGAGUUUUGAAGCCUUGGACCUACGUAAGGAACUCCUGAAAGGAAUUUAUGAAAUGGGAUUCAGACUCCCCUCUAAGAUUCAAGAAAUAUCACUUCCUACAUUGUUGGCUGAACCAGCCAUGAAUAUGAUAGCACAAUCACAGUCAGGAACAGGCAAGACAGCAGCCUUCAGUUUGGCAAUGUUAAGUCGCAUUGACCCAAGCAAAAAAUGUACCCAGGGUCUUAUUCUGUCCCCUACCAUGGAACUGGCUUUGCAAACAGUGGAAUGUGUUAAGAUGAUGGGCAAAUACUGUACAGACAUUACCAUCCGGUCUGCUGUGAAGGGAGACAUGGUUCCUCGUGGACAGAAGGUUACAGAGCAUAUUGUCAUAGGAACACCAGGCAAAGUGGUGGACUGGGCUGUCAAAUACCGAUGUCUUGACCUACGAACCUGCAAAGUAUUUGUUUUGGAUGAAGCUGAUGUAAUGAUUGCUACUCAGGGUCAUCAAGAUCAGUCAGUGAGAAUUCACAAGCAGCUACCAGAAACUUGCCAGAUGAUGCUAUUCUCAGCCACAUAUGAUGAUGAGGUAGUAAACUUUGCUCAUGCCAUCAUCAAGAAUCCCGUCACUCUCCGCCUCAAGAGGGAAGAGGAGACUCUAGAAAACAUAAGACAGAUGUAUGUAGAAUGCAACAGUGAAGAAGAGAAAUAUAGAGCCAUCAGCAAUAUUUUCUCCAUCCCAGUCGGAAGUGCAAUGUUCUUUUGUCACACAAAAGCCAAUGCUGUUUGGCUAGCAAACAGGUUAAAAGAAGAUGGCAAUCAAGUUGCAUUGUUAACAGGUGAUCUUACUCCUGAUGAAAGAGUCCAAGUACUUCUUCGUUUUCGAGAAGGAGCAGAAAGGGUUUUAAUUUGUACCAAUGUUCUGGCUCGGGGCAUUGAUGUGGAUUCAGUUAAUCUUGUGGUGAAUUAUGAUCUGCCCAGACUGCAUGGCACUAGCAAGGCAGAUUGUGAAACUUACCUUCACCGCAUUGGUCGUACUGGUCGCUUUGGCAAGACUGGCAAUGCUAUUAACAUUGUUGAUGGCAAAGAAGAUCUGCGAUUGCUAAGGGAGAUUGAAGAUCAUUUUAAUAUCAAAAUAAUUAAAUUGGACUACAGUAACAUUGAUGAGAUUGACAAACUUGGGGAAGACUAAUCAUUAGAAGAAUUAUUAUUAACUGACAUAUUAACAUUCUGUUCUUUGAAGUAUGGAAAUAAGUUUUCAUAAAGGAUGACAAACUAGAGUUCACAAGAAAACAAGAAAUUAUUAUGUUGUGCAUUUAAAGUUUAAGAGAAACAAGAGUAGAGGAAGAAGAAACACAGAAGUACCAAAUUGUCAAUAAAGGAGCUGUUACUGAAAAUAUUAUAAAUGUUGAAGAUAAUUUAUAAAAAUGCAAGAGAGCCACUUUUAAGAUUUUGAAUAUUUGACUCAUUAUUCAUGAAAUACCUCUUUUACUUCAAAUUCAACUUCUUAAAUAAAAUCAUUGCUGAAGUGAUUGUGAAAUAGUGUGUGUGUGUGUGUGUGUGUGUGUGUGUGUGUGUGUGUGUAAGUGUAUGCAUGAAAGAAAUAGACUUCAAUAUGAAAUCUGCUUCUUUAUACUUCCUGCAUAUCAUUAAAAGAGAUCUUCAGUGACAAAGGUAUAUGUGGCCUGGUGGCAUAAAGGUUAGUAUGCUGGACUCCCAACCAUGCCUCCCACCUUCAUUUCUGUUUAUUUGUAUUUCUUUAUUUUUUUUUAUAUAUAUAUAUAUUUAUUUAUUUUAUUUAUUUAUUUAUUUAUUUGUUUGUUUAUUUAUUUAUUUAUUUAUUAUAUUUAUUUUAUUUUAUUUUAUUUAUUUAUCUUUUUUUUAUUAGACAAUUGACAAUUCUAAAGCCAUGAGGUUUGUGUAUUGUAAUGAUAGAACUGACUUGCUGAUUGAGCAGCAUAGUGCCUAUUAGUGUUUAAAUUCUGUCAAGAUCAAAAUGUUUGGUUUGUAGUGGCAAGGAAGGCCUCCUAGUGUCACAUGAACCAUUUGUGUUAUUGCUGAAGUCAUGUGGGAUGAUGUGCUAUGCCUGUCAGCAUUCAGAAGGCUUAAAACCAUAUUGCUGAUGCAGAAGACUUCUUUCCUUGCUUCAUUAUCUACCUGAGUCAGUCAUUUCUUUGCAGAAGGUAGUAUACUGGCGAUGACAAUAGUGAAAGGAAGAUGGGAAGUCUUUUUUGUGUAAAUUCCAAAAUAUUGAACAUUGAUGGUGACAAGUAGUGAAGACCAAAGCAUUUGUAUUUUCAUAGAUACAGGUAAAAUCAGAAGACAGGAGAGAGAAUUAUGUAGAGUGGUCAUUAUUGACUAGAUUUGUCUAGGUAUGACCAGUCAGAACUAUUAACCAGAACUGGUACUGAAUAGAAAUAGGAGUAGGAGUUGAAUGGAUAACUCACUAUGGUGACAAACAUGCCAUGGCAUAAACUGUCAGUGCUUUGUUGUCUGGCAAAUGAUACAUGAUAAUCUUGUGACAGUGAUUGACACAUCUACAUAACAUGUAUAUAUAUUUUUUAUUCUUCAUGGUCUUAUAACAUGAAUUGUAUUGAGUAUUGUGGUGUUUGUGUCUUAAGUUACUUAAGCAGGUCUUCCCUCCACCUCAUUUAUUGCUGCAUGACAAGCUGCCGAAAGACAUAUUCAACUGGUCACUUUGCAUAUUACCUAUCCUGAACUUGACCUACAUCUAAAAAGAGAUAAAAGUUGGACCCCUUACUACUUAACACCAUUUUAUUCUACAAACUGCACCAAGGACACUCCUUUCAGACCAGCUCUUCCCUCCUCCGUAUCACCAUAUCCAGUACCUUCUGACUCAGUAGAUUAUACCUCAUGGUGCUAUGUACAAGUACAGUACUAUGUAUAUUUUAAUAAUCUUUUUGUCCUUACAGCAGAUCACCCAUCCAAUUUCUGUUCAUUGAAAAAUAGUUCUAGACACUAAUUGGUUAUGCACUUACUUGAUGACUUCUCAUCCAUUUUAUUUUGUUUUAACAGCUAGCCACUAUGUACACCUCUUAUCAAGCUGAUUGCAUACUUGUGCAAUUUGCACUGUUUUUGUUUGUAUCCAUGACAUAAUUAAAGCACAAACUGAAUAUGCAGAUUACAAGAAUGAUAAGUAAGAUGUUAAUUACUGGAGAGUCUGUUUGUUGUAUAUGUCAAGAAUGUUGACAGAUUGUGAUGUCAUACAUGGAUGGUAACAUUAUUACUCCCCUUUUAGAUGAGAACUUUUCUUCUCAAGAUUACAAUAAUAAUAUAUUUCAGCAUUUUAUUAAGGAAAAUAUUAUACAGUUGACGUUUUGUACUCAUUUUAAUGAUCACCUCAGUUAUUUUUUGUGUAAGUAUUUUUAUGAUUUGUUUUAUUGUAAUUUUGUGUUUCACUGCUAGUAAGUACUGGAAUGGAUCCACUUCUGGGAUUGUUAUUUAUGUAUCAAAGUCAUCUCAGGUUUAGGAACAAGAGGCAUCCAAUACAUUUGAUGCAGCACAGCUCUUCAUGCUACUGUCCACUGUCUUCUGACUCUUCAUAGUAUAAAGCCACCUCUGAGAUCAGCUCUUCAUUCUUAUGAAAUUCCAGCAGGAGUGUUUUAACUUAUUCAGACAUCACACUCAGUAAAUCUGGCUGGCAGAUGGUAGGACAAAAUGUUGGCUAUUACUACAGCACCAAUCCUGGAAGUCAGAUUUGAUUGACAACUAUAAAAUUAUCAUCUUAGUAUUAUGGUGCUGCUUGCUGUUCACAAGUGUUACUAGUUCUUGUGUACCGUGAAGUCUUGAGAAAGUACAGUAAGUACAAAUAGAGUAAAAUGUGCUUCAAUAAUGUUAAGUACAAGCCAGCUUGUAUCAACUAAUUUUCAUGAUGAUAUGAGUUUUAGAGAAAGCAAGAUAAUACUACAUUAUCACAAAUCCAAAUUUGGUAUAGUUUCAGUGCAAAACAGCAAAUGUAACACUAAUGUAAUAAAUGUGCAAGGAAAUAAGUUCCUAACUAGAAAGAGCAGCACAGCAUCACAAUACUUGAACAUUUUCUUGAAUAUACAUCUGCUGUAUACACAUUUCUUUCAUGACUCACAAAAAUAUUAAAUAAGAAUUUAUACAUGACAGAAAAUUACUAUGUAAUACAUAUUGAGUCAUAUUUAAAUAAAAAUUAUGAUGAAUGCA